GUUUUAGGUAACGUCUUGCAGGUAACGACAACAUGUCCACACAUUUCUCACGCGAAUAUUCACGUCUAGGAAAAACACGCGUUCGGCGCGUCUGUUUGAGUGAAUAGGACGUAAUGGAUCAAUUGCUGACAAAAGUAACAUCAAGUGCUGCUACGUAUGCUACAGCUUUUGCUAUAAGAAGUGGGAUCCAGUGGGCCGGCAGUCUUGCCGCGAGACGCCUGUCAAAAUACAUUCACAAAACGACAUCGGAACGAUCGCAAUAUUCCUUAGAACUGGUGAAAUCGCGACUAGAACAGAAAAUCAGGGCAAUAACUCCGGCCAUUGACUUAAUUGAGUUGAUUGCUGCUCGGGGCAACUCUAGUCUUCAAAACCUAGUUCCAUUGAUCAUUAGACUUCGUGGUAAUAUCGAUAAUUUCAAUGACACUCUUGCUGAGUACACCAACAUGUCCCCACCGUCCAGCGAGCAAGCUGCUUCUGCUCGCUGCGACGAGGUGCAGAAAAGCUGUGAGCAAUUACUUUCCAGCAUUGAGCAGGCUAUUCCCCUUAUCAAUUUGGCACUGACAACAUCGGGCGUAAGCCUGUCAAGCACGGUCACCGAUACCAUUUCCCCUUCUCGAUUGUUACAGGCGGCUUCAUUUCUUGAAUUGGCAGACGAAAAGUUCAAAAGCAAAAGUUCCGCCAAUAUACGAGUCGGUCCACCUUUUGACAUGAUUCUAUACACAAUUUUCAGCGGUCAUUCUCGGGGUGCUACUGCAAACGAUGAUGCCAUCGUUUCAUGGAAAGAAACAUACGCGAAAGCAAAAAUUACUGUCGAACGGAAACGUCAUGCGAAUUCAAAGCACGCCUAUUGUAUAACGCUUAAUGAGGACCUAAACGAUGGUCGAUAUCACGAUGAAAUAGCGGGUAUGCCCUCUCCAACGAAAGGUGCCUUCCUUCAAGGUCGAAAACGAACUAUCCCCGUCAGCCAGGUGCGUAAAAUUUCGUAUUCACUUUCCGGUCAGCUUCUAGACUUGGAGCAAGCCCGCACUCCAGUCCUGGCUAUACAACUUUCCAAACCUUCCUCUCCCAAAGCUCCAUCAUCCAAGAGAAAGUCCAUCCUAAAAUCCAGCCUCGAUGAUGAGGAAAACCCAUUCAUUGAACCAUUAAAGGGAACCCUCAACGAUCCCCCGAAACCAACGCCAGACUUUGAGUGGAUUGCUCUGGAGAAAUGGACAUUUGAUGAAGCAUCUUCGGACGAAGAGGAUGACGGCUUUUAUGAUGAAAGCGAUGCUUCCGAUGCUUCCGAUGCUUCUACGUCCAGUUCACCAUUUCACAUCCCUUCCAAAAAAGCGCAGGCCAUUGACACUAUGUUACCAACUGCAGAGGAUGAAAUUACGAGGGCUCUUGCUGCUCUUAACAUAGAAACCAGCAACAGUCUCUACAUCACCAAUCCGAACAGUCUUUCGCUAUUAGAGUACAUACUACGACUGUGCGUUUUGCAAGAGCUGCACCAAAAACCAUUCCUCGAGAUGUCUGAUGACGAAAUUACACCAAUCCUGUCUAAUGACUGGGAUUCUUCCUUUCUCUAAACAUUAAUCCUAUCUCCGACUAGAACUAACACAAAUUUUCUCCUCAUAAUUAAUACGGUUUUGAACUUAUAUACGUUGUCGAAGAAUAACGCUCAUUUAUUACAAUUAAAAGUCCUCACACACCUGGUUGAUGCCCAUUAACGAGAAACACAACCAUGGACCCUGCAUACUGUAGAUUAAGAUUUCAUAAUUAUUCGAUCUAUAUACAAAAAAAGUUAUCAUGUGCUCGUUUAAUUAGCGGUAGCAG
Schizosaccharomyces japonicus yFS275 is the source of this 1815-nucleotide messenger RNA. Its product is annotated as ran GTPase binding protein. NCBI's taxonomy places the organism in Eukaryota, Fungi, Ascomycota, Schizosaccharomycetes, Schizosaccharomycetales, Schizosaccharomycetaceae. Bases 114 to 1568 code for a protein of 484 amino acids. The transcript has 5 exons. The record is from RefSeq and is a predicted model, not a curated record.